UAUCGUCAGUUCUAGUAUCUCAUUCAAUCGGGAAAGUUUAGCAACGCAAGUUGUGCUGACCAAGUACAAGCGUCAGAUACAUAGAUUGUCUAAAAAUAGAUUUCAUACUUCUAGUGAAUUGUUUGGAAAACUUGGGAAUUUUUUCUCAAUAAGUUUGGCAGUAUUCGGUGUAGAUUAAAAAUUCGGCUCAAAUUUUCUGCUUGAAAUUUAAAUACAUAGUGAACCAACGCUCCAGAAUAAAAAUAUUCAAUAAAUUGGAUAUUUUGGGUACCCACAAGGUCCGCAUCUGUGUUGGAUAAUAGAAUCAAUUAGAUUAUGGUACUCCAGGCAUUUGUCUGCUAUCUGCUACUAACAAGCGCCACAUUGAGGUCUUACAUGGAGUCUUCUACUAAAUAUUGGAAAGAAUUCUCUGUAUCUCCGCAUAUCAUUUCAUCUGCAUCUGGCUAUGAAAACACAAUCAAUUGGAAGAUCCAUCUCCCGCCAUGGCAGCAAUCGGAUAAGAAUUCCCGCAGUACAUGAAGUGACAGCGGUUGGCUUAUCCAUUUGGGCCCGUUUACCAGAAAAGGUCAAACAUGAUCCGGUUUUGGCGUCAUAUCGGAAUGAGUACGAACGCUCCAGAGAUGCUGAUCCAAAUUCUCACGAUGCAGAUAACGUAGCCACAGUAGAAAACUACUCCCCUAGACCGUCACUGACUCAACAAGAAGAAAGGAUUGAAGUUAUCCCAGAAGAAGAAAAUGAACCCGAAGCUAAGGAGGAGUCUCCUAGCAAAUACAAGAUAUGGCUAAACUACAGCAAAAUUGCAAUUUUACUUGCUGUGUGGGCAUUUUUCACCGCGAUCCUUAUAAUCACAGAUGAGGAAAAUCUUCCUGCAAUACCGAUGUCAGUACCUGAGAAUAGGACCAAAGUUUUCCCCAUACCACAAACGUCCCAGAUUUCCGAAUUUGAAUUACGUCUGGCAGGAGCAUUCUCAACGAACUUGCAUGGAAAUACUAGUGACAAACUCUUUGUGUAUAUUCAAGUUCAAACCGACAACGCUUCAGACUGGGUGAAUAUUGACCAAUGGAGCCUACCGAUUGCCGACAACGAAGCCACUAACAAUUUUCCUAUAGUGCAAAUGGAUCACAUUUUCGAUCUAAAUAGUAAAAUGGCCCCAAUCAAUAGUACAAAAUAUCAGUCAAUUCGUGUAGCAAUGGAGACGAAUAUCAACGCAGAUUUUCCUUUCCAAUUUACCUACAACGGUUCCCCGGUUGAUAAGAACCUGGGAAUAAUUUAUGCAGCUUUGAUACUUAUUGGGCUCUAUGUACUGAUCAUUUGGGAGAUUGUGGACAAAGCAUUCGCCACAAUCCUUGCGUCGACACUCUGCAUAAGUGUACUAGCAAUAAUGGGUUCCCGACCCACUUUGCCCAAAAUCAUCGGUUGGAUCGAUAUGGAAACGUUAUUUUUGCUCUUUGGAAUGAUGAUAAUUGUGGGGAUAAUGUCCGAGACGGGUUUAUUUGAUUUCUUGGCUGUCUAUGCUUAUAAAAUUACAAGUGGGAAGGCAUGGCCCCUGAUCUACUGCUUGUGUAUAUUCACUGCCAUCCUUUCAGCAUUCUUAGAUAACGUCACGACUCUGCUACUGAUGGCACCAGUCAGCAUACGCCUUUGCGAGAUAAUGAGCCUCAAUCCCAUUCCAAUCUUAACGAGCAUGAUUCUGUAUUCAAAUAUCGGAGGAGCACUGACUCCUGUUGGGGAUCCCCCAAAUAUCAUCAUUAUUUCCAAUAGCUACGUGUCGAAAAGUGGGAUUACAUUUACAAACUUCAUCCUUCAUAUGUUGUUGGGGGUACUUCUGGCCUGUUUGCAAGCGUUCGUGCAACUUCGUUUGAAAUAUCGCACCAUCAAUGAUUUGCGAACAAGCGAAUCGCGGGAAAUUUGUGAAUUGCGAGAGGAAAUCCGAGUUUGGCAACAAGCCUUAUCCUCCAUUUCACUAUAUUCCAACGAUGAUGAUUUCAUCCGAUGGACAAUGGUCGAUAAAAUCAAGAAUUUGAAGAAAACUCUGAAAAAGCGGCUUAAUUCCAUGUGUAUUCCCAAAGAAUCUUAUACAGCCACGUUGAAGGAACUGCAAGAAAAGUAUCCCAUCAAAAACCGACCGCUUUUGCUGAAAUCCUCACUAUCAAUGGUAUUCGUCCUGGGGUUUUUCUUUCUUCACUCAGUUCCCGGUUUAGAUCGAUUGUCUUUAGGUUGGAUAGCCUUUCUUGGAGCCUUAUUAUUAUUGGUUUUGGCCGAUUUAAAGGAUAUGGAUGCUGUGCUAAGCAAAAUCGAAUGGUCCACACUUAUUUUCUUCGCCUCGUUGUUCAUUCUUAUUGAAGCCUUAUCUGAACUUGGGUUGAUUGAUUGGAUCGGCGAUCAAACUGAGAGUCUUAUUGUUGCAGUGGAUGAAAAAUGGAGACUAGCAGUUGCAAUUCUUAUAAUAAUAUGGGUUUCUGCCGUUGCCUCAUCGUUUUUGGAUAACAUCCCACUAACAACUAUGAUGAUAAAAAUCACGGUAUCACUUGCACAGAAUGAAAACCUUGGAUUGCCACUUCAACCUCUUAUUUGGGCUUUAUCAUUUGGAGCUUGCUUUGGUGGAAACGGAACAUUGAUUGGAGCUUCAGCUAAUAUAAUAUGCGCAGGAGUUGCGGAGCAACAUGGCUUAAAAAUGUCCUUUUACCAAUUCUUCAAGAUCGGAUUUCCAAUGAUGAUCGGCAAUGUUCUGACAGCAACGGUUUAUAUGAUGAUUGCCCACGUUCUACUGGAGUGGCACUGAAUAGCAGGAAUUUGUUCCAGCACUAGUUUUUGUACUUAUUAUGUGCACAUGAAAGUGGUUUCUAAAAUAAAAAGAUAAUUUUUAUAAAGUA
Molecule: messenger RNA, 2873 nt
Organism: Hermetia illucens (black soldier fly)
Lineage: Eukaryota; Metazoa; Arthropoda; Insecta; Diptera; Stratiomyidae
Product: P protein-like
Exons: 13
Coding region: 446-2782 (778 amino acids)
Biological process (GO): transmembrane transport
Cellular component (GO): membrane
Source: RefSeq, a predicted model, not a curated record